AUGACUAUUACAACAAAGCAAGUUGGUGAGACUGGUACUCUCGAAUACAGAUUAUACUUUGUCCAAGAUGGCAAGGCUGUAUCACCAUUCCAUGACGUUCAAAUCUGGGCUGAUAAGACUCAAGGUAUUGCCAAUAUGUUGGUUGAAAUCCCACGUGGAACCAAUGCCAAGAUGGAAAUCUCUACCAAGGAUUUCAUGAACCCAAUCAAGCAAGACGUCAAGGACGGUAAGCUCAGAUUCGUUCACGACAAGUACCCAUUCAACUAUGGUGCUCUUCCACAAACCUGGGAAAACCCAUCACACGUUGACACCAACACCAACGCCAAGGGUGACAAUGAUCCUUUAGAUGCCUGUGAAAUCGGUUCCCAACAAGGUACCUCUGGUCAAUUCAAGCAAGUCAAGGUACUUGGUGUCUGGGCUAUGAUUGAUGCCGGUGAAACUGAUUGGAAGAUUCUUUGUAUUGAUGUCACUGAUCCAUUGGCUAGCCAAAUUAACACCAUUGAAGAUGUUGAAAAGGUUAUGCCAGGAAAGAUCAAUGAAGUUUAUACUUUCUUGAGAGAUUACAAGAUCCCAGACGGAAAGGGACCAAACCAAUUUGCUUUUGAUGGAAAGUUACUCGACAAGGAUUUCGCCAUCAAGAUUAUCGACGAAACCAACAAGGACUGGAAGUUAUUGGUCUCUGGUGAAGCCACCAGCCCAAUCUCUAUUGACUCUACCUUGAAGGAAGGUGUCAAGACUCACGUCUGUGGCAAGGAAGCUGCUGAAAAGCUUAAAUUGUGA
This is a messenger RNA of Cavenderia fasciculata, 780 nucleotides long. It is a transcript of the gene ppa1, whose product is annotated as inorganic pyrophosphatase. The coding region runs from base 1 to 780 and encodes 259 amino acids. The record is from RefSeq and is a predicted model, not a curated record. Gene Ontology annotation, molecular function: magnesium ion binding; inorganic diphosphate phosphatase activity. The transcript is spliced from 3 exons. Gene Ontology annotation, biological process: phosphate-containing compound metabolic process. Lineage: Eukaryota; Evosea; Eumycetozoa; Acytosteliales; Cavenderiaceae. Gene Ontology annotation, cellular component: cytoplasm.